AAGGCAGGGCGGCCGGCGCUCCGCGCUCUCCCGCUCCGCGCCCGGCUCCGCCCGCCGCUCGCCCCGCACCCCGCGCCGCCGCCCAUGGUGCUGCCCGGCCCGCCCGGCAUGGCCCGCUCCGAGGAGGUGCACCGCCUCACCGAGAAUGUGUACAAGACCAUCAUGGAGCAGUUCAAUCCCAGCCUCAGGAAUUUCAUUUCUAUGGGGAAAACCUAUGAAAAAGCCUUAGCAAGCAUGACCUACGCAGCAAAGGGGUACUUUGAUGCUCUGGUGAAGAUGGGAGAGCUGGCCAGUGAAAGCCAAGGAUCGAAAGAAUUGGGGGACGUGCUCUUCCAGAUGGCAGAGGUGCACAGGCAGAUCCAGAACCAGCUGGAGGAGAUGCUCAAGUCCUUCCACAACGAGCUCCUGACGCAGCUGGAGCAGAAGGUGGAGCUGGACUCCCGCUACCUGAGUGCUGCGCUGAAGAAAUACCAGACAGAGCAGAGGAGCAAGGGGGACUCCCUGGACAAGUGCCAGGCAGAGCUGAAGAAACUCCGCAAGAAGAGCCAGGGCAGCAAGAACCCACAGAAGUACUCGGACAAGGAGCUGCAGUACAUCGAAGCCAUCAGCAACAAGCAAGGGGAGCUGGAAAACUACGUUUCUGAUGGCUACAAGACAGCUCUGACGGAAGAGAGGAGACGGUUCUGCUUCCUGGUGGAGAAACAGUGCGCGGUGGCCAAGAGCGCCAUCACCUACCACGCCAAGGGGAAGGAGAUGCUGACACAGAAGCUGCCACUGUGGCAGCAGUCCUGCUCGGACCCCAACAAGAUCCCGGACCGCGCCAUACAGCUGAUGCAGCAGAUGGCUGCCAGCAGCAAUGGCACCAUCAUGCCCAGCCCUCUGUCCACAUCCAAGUCCAACCUCAUCAUCUCUGAUCCCAUCCCUGGUGCCAAACCUCUCCCUGUCCCCCCGGAGCUGGCACCUUUUGUAGGACGCAUGUCAGCACAGGAGGCCAUGCCAGUGAUGAACGGAGUCUCAGGCUCUGACAGCGACGGGUACAACCACUGGUCUGAGAUGAAGCCAGCACAGCCCAAAUCUUUAUCUCCUCCCCAGCCUCAGAAGCAGCUGAGUGACUCUUACUCCAAUACACUCCCAGUUCGCAAAAACGUGGCACCGAAAAACAGCUAUGCCUCAGCUGAAAACAAGACACUGCCACGCUCCAGCUCCAUGGCCGCCGGGCUCGAGAGGAACGGCCGGACGAGGGUGCAGGCGAUUUUCUCGCACGCUGCUGGGGAUAACAGCACCCUCCUGAGCUUCAAGGAGGGGGACCUCAUCACACUGCUGGUGCCCGAGGCCCGGGACGGCUGGCACUACGGAGAGAGCGAGAAAACCAAAAUGAGGGGCUGGUUUCCUUUCUCCUACACACGGGUCCUUGACAAUGAUGGCAGUGAGCGGGUCCACACCAGCCUGCAGCAAGGGAAGAGCAGCAGCACUGGCAACCUGCUGGACAAGGAUGACAUCUCCAUCCCGCCGCCAGACUAUGGCAUGGCCUCGCAGGCCUUCCCGGCACAGGGCAGCAACACCUUCAAGCAGCGGCCGUACAGCGUGGCCGUGCCCGCCUUCUCCCAGGACUACCUAAUGCCCUAUGGGUGUGCAAUUAAAGACUAUGCCAGUGGCCUCUGCCAAGCACCCUCCGCUCACUACAAGCCUUACACUAGGUCGACAGCUGGUCUCGAUGACUACGGGACGAGGUCUGUCAACAGGAACCCCUUUGCCAACGUCCAGCUGAAGCCAACGGUGACAAACGACCGCUCGGCCCCGCUCAUCAGCUGAUCCGGGAGCGCUGGCGCCCGCGUGGCACUCGCCACCCCUCACCCUCCUCAUCCUCCUCGCUGCUGCAUGCCCAGCUUCCCAGGACUCCAUUUCUAGGCCGAAUUUAUUAAUCCUGCUGCUUUGAAAGCCAAAGGCUCAAGCUAGUGCCCUAGUUCUCUCUUCUCUAGACUCCCUCGGUGGCAGGGGGUCACAGCGCUGCCAUGUCACCUGUCCUCUGCCUGUGCUGAGUGUGGUGGCACUUCCCGGAGUCGGGGCAGCGUGUCCCAGAGCCGGGGUGGCUCCCAGGCCCAGCAGCAGCUUGCUGUGGGUGGGGAAACAGGCUCAGCUGGAGAACAACUCUCCGUGGGCUCACAGUGCUCCAGGCAGAGAGGACACAGUGCCCCUGCUCUCCCUGCCCAGACAGGAGGGACCCCCAGGCCAGGCAGGACACCGGGACACCCUGCAAGCCAAGGCAUGGUGGGUGGCACAGGCAGCGCCCAGGCCGUGCUCCGGGCUGGGGCAGGGCAGUGGGUGCCAGCACUGCAGCCCCCGCUGGCACGGGGUCAGCUCCGGUCCCCGAGCCCCUGCUGUGCCAGGGCUCGGGAUGCUGCAGGGAAUCACGGUACUGCUGUAAAAUAUAAGCUAGGAAAAAAACACUCGUGGAGGAGAGAGCAGUGUGUGAGUGAGCCUUGGGGUGCCCCUGCUCGCUGCAGACAGGAGCUCCCAUCCAGACCUCUUGCUUGGCUGUUUGCUCUUCCUCUAUUCCUAGGGCUGCAUGAGAGAGAGAGAUAGAUAGAGAUCAAUAUAUAUCAAUAUAUAUACACACACACUUGCUAAGCUUACUGCUGGGGGUGCCCACGAGGAAGGUGGCUCCCGCAGCCCUUCCCGCAGCUCCUGAGUGGCCAGGGUCACAUCCUUGCUCAAAAACAGGGAGAGGAGUUUCCAGGCAGGAACUGUGUCUCCCAUGGGUGAGGGCUUGAACCCAAACAGAGUUUUUGCUUUUUCCGUUGUAUUUCUCCUUUUGCACUUUCUGCUCACUGGUGCAGCAUGUCCUGGUCCCCGCAGCCCGGGCAGUGGCUGCUUGGCUGGGCACUGGGCAGGGCACAGAGUGUCCCCAGCCCAGGGGCUCGGUCCCAGUCAGAUGUGGUGGCUCAUCCCUCCUGUGUCCCCUCUGAUGGGUUUUCCAGCUCCACUGCAGGACAACAGCUUCUCCUGUGACUGCCCAGGCUCCGGCUCUGCACGAGGGUUCCCAGCUCCAUGAUGUGCCUCCUCUUCCUCUCCCAGGGCUGGAGCAGAUGGGUGGGGGGUGGACAGGGCAGGGGCAAGGGAAAGGGCUCUGCUGGGGGGUGAGGCAGUGGUGGGAGAGGGCUGGUGGUCACAGCCCGUGUUGGGGACAGGCCUGGGGUCCCCUUGGCCACUGCAGUGUCCUCUUCCACCCCCGUGCCAGGGGCUGUCCCCUGGGCCCCCCAAGCUGCCACCCUGGCUCCAGCCAGCCCCCGGGGGCUUCGCUGCACCUCCUGGCUCGGUGGCACCUGUAAGACGUAACCUGCAAUAAUUUUUUAUCAGAAAACAUAAUUUAUGAGCAAUUCAACCUCCCCCAGCCCUCCCUCCUGCAGUGUUUCCCCUGGCCAGAAGCUCCUGCCUGGCCCUGGAGCGUGGCCGGGGCCCUCCUGAGCUGGCUCCAUCCUGGGUGCUGGGCAAUGAUCGGGGCAGGAAACGGCUUAAGAUAUUUUAAAAACUUUAUUAUUGGCCCGAUGAGAUUUGACACACAUGCUGGGAGCUGUAUGGAAAUCAGCACUGAUAAAAAAUACAGCAAUUAUGACCCGUAUUGAGAAAAUAGACCAUGUAAGAAGAGCCUUUCUAUUAAAAAAGUUACCCAA
Passer domesticus (house sparrow) is the source of this 3671-nucleotide messenger RNA. It is a transcript of the gene BAIAP2, whose product is annotated as BAR/IMD domain containing adaptor protein 2. Gene Ontology annotation, cellular component: cytosol; nucleoplasm. Gene Ontology annotation, molecular function: cytoskeletal adaptor activity; protein binding. The transcript has 15 exons. Gene Ontology annotation, biological process: actin crosslink formation; positive regulation of actin filament polymerization; plasma membrane organization. NCBI's taxonomy places the organism in Eukaryota, Metazoa, Chordata, Aves, Passeriformes, Passeridae. The record is from RefSeq and is a predicted model, not a curated record. Bases 85 to 1812 code for a protein of 575 amino acids.